Messenger RNA from Mercurialis annua (annual mercury), 2027 nucleotides. RefSeq names its product F-box/FBD/LRR-repeat protein At1g13570-like. Lineage: Eukaryota; Viridiplantae; Streptophyta; Magnoliopsida; Malpighiales; Euphorbiaceae. The transcript is spliced from 4 exons. The record is from RefSeq and is a predicted model, not a curated record. Gene Ontology annotation, molecular function: protein binding. The coding region runs from base 334 to 1656 and encodes 440 amino acids.
AAUUUCAGUUUCAAUUACAAUCCUAAUAUUUUAAAACUUCAAAAAUUACAUUAAUUUUAAAAUAAAAACUGAAGGAUUAUUUUACACCUUUUUCAUCUUUUAAAUCAAUUUUUUCUAAACCUAUUCAUCUUCUACAUCUAUCACCGCCGGCCACCUCACUUCGCCGGCCACCUCACCUCAUCUUUAGCAUCAAAGAACACCGCUUCCCCACCAUGGGACGAUCGGCAACACCCAUCUCUUAUCCUCUCUCUCGUCGCUGGUCACGAACGGCAGAAGUUCUCUAGCCGCAUCAACCACACACAGUUGCAACGAGCAGCAACAUAACUUGAGACUAUGGCUAAAAAGCUUGGAAAAAGCUCAGGAUCUGAUAGAAUCAGUAACUUGCCGAGUGAAAUCAUAGAUAAUAUUCUAAUCUGUCUGCCCAUUCACGAAGCAGUUAGGACCAGUAUCUUGUCCAAAAAAUGGAGGUUCCAGUGGUCAUCUCUUCCCCACUUGGUAUUUGAUGAUACUUUUUAUCAGAGAUCGAUAGGACCCUCUGUUUCAAAACCUAACAUUACUAAACUAUUUCUUAAUAUCUUUACAGUUCUGUUGUUUCACCAGGGCCCCAUUUUGAAUUUUACUUUUAAUCUUCCUUCCUUAAGAAGUUGUCCUCAGAUUGACCAGGUUAUUCUUUAUCUGAGCCGAAACGAAGUUCAUGAAAUUUUCUUCGAGAUUGAUCCUAGGCAUUACUAUAAAAUACCAUUAUUUCUGUUCUCAUGUGUGACAUUGAGGCGCUUGACUUUGUCCUCGUGUUCCGUCACCCUUCCAUUGACAUUUCAAGGGUUUGCUAACUUGAUUUCUCUUAGGUUUGAGUUUGUUGAUUUUAAAACCAAUGUAUUUGAAACUUUCAUCUCCAAAUGCCCCUCACUUGAAACGCUUUUUAUAAUACAAAGUGUCAUCGAUAACCUCCAUAUAGACAUUCCGUACCUUAAGGUCUUUGAGUUCUCUGGUGAUUUCAAGUCUAUUUAUUUCGGAAAAUCUUGUCACCAUCUUUCAACAGUUAUAUUUAAUGAAGGUUUCUACGCUGAUGGGGCCUUUAAACCGAAAGAGCUUUUCAAAAGUCUGCCUUUUGUCGAGCACUUGCGUCUCGGAUAUGAAUUUGUGUAUUACCUGAUUGAAGAAAUAAUGCCAAGAGAACUUUCUCUCGGCUGUCUAAGAGUUCUCGAGCUGGAUAUUGCUUUUUGGUAUAGGAACGAUAUCUACACUGCUCUUUGCUUGAUUGUGAGCGCUCCUAGCUUAGAGAAGCUUCAUAUUUGGUCUUUUGCAACUGAUGGUGAAACUGAUCGUCAUGCUGCUGAAUUUCUAGAAGAAGAAAAGCUAUUAGAUCAUGAUCUGAAAAAACUUAGAGUAGUGAAGAUGGAGACUGGAUACACAAAAGCAAUAAAACCUGAACUUGAUUUUAUUAAGUUUAUACUGGCUGGAUCAGUGGAACUAGAAAAGAUGUUUGUUAAGCCUUACAAAGAAACAGUUGCUGCAGAAAGACAUAGGAUGCUGAAAAAGAUAACUCGAUUUCGACGUGCAUCAAAGAAAGCAGAAAUUGUGUACUUGGAUUCUGGCGAUUCUGGUGAAGUUAGCAGUGACAGCAGUGAAGGUUAUGAUGUUGAUUAUGCCUGCUAAUCAAAUCAUUUUUCUUGUCUUAGAAAAACAUGGAUACUCUUAUCAUUUGGUCCAUUUAUGCAAAAUUAGAAACAUGAACAUAUGUCGCGUUGUCUUUCAAGUCAUAUGCUGACAGUCUGAUUACAAAUAUUUAAUAGCACCACGCCUGAAGUAGAGUUCAUCAAAAGUUUCUGCCGGCUGAAUCACAUGUACGUGUCUAGAAGGAUGUUUUAGAAAACUUUGUUAGCAUCUUUCAACAUUUAUAUUUGAUGGAGAUUUUUCCGCUCGCGGCCGGGCCUUUGAACCUACCAAGAAUUUUAAAUGUGUACCAGUCGCCGAGCUCUUGCGUCUCGGAUAUGAAUUUAAGGAAGUAAGCUAGCUAAUUGUUUCUA